AUGGAGUACGAAGAUGUACUGCGGCAGUACCUCGGUGAGUUCGGCAGGUACCAGAAACUGGCAGCUGUGCUCAUCAUCCUGGUCGGUCCGUCUGUCGGCGCGACAAUGCUCGCCCAGGCUUUUCUGGCGGCUACUCCCGGUCACCACUGUCGGCUCUACCAAAACAACUCUUCGGGCAUGUAUGGCCACCCCUCCGGUAGACUCAAUGUCAGUAUUCCCAUGGAAAACGUGGACGGUACGUCGAGGUUCAGCUCGUGUUUGAUGUACAACAGAAGUGGUGGAACAGCAACAGGGGAUAACCUCACAGUAAUAUCGUGUAUCUACGGCUGGGAGUACGACCAGAGCAUAUAUCACAGCACUGUUGUCACAGAGUACGACCUUGUGUGUGGGCGCCACUGGUUAAAGGAACUGGGACAGUCCAUCUUCAUGGUGGGGGUGAGCGCCGGGGGACUAAUCUCAGGAACGGCAUCGGACAGAUUUGGACGCCGUCCAACGGUUCUAGCCUGCAUCCUUCUGCAGCUGAGUUCUGGACUUGCUGCUGCCUUCACCAAAGAUGUCAUCGCCUUCAUUGUUCUCCGUUUGCUUGCCGGCGGCGCUGCCAACGGUCUCAUCUAUGUGGGCAUAACCCUAGUCAUAGAAGUUAUCGGCUCGUCCAAGCGCAAUGCGGUGGGAAUGACGAUCUCGCUGAGUUGGUCCGUUGGUUCAGUCGUUCUCGGGGGUCUUGCGUACUUUCUGCGGGAUUGGUGGAGCCUUCAGCUGGCCUUGGCACUUUUAUCAGCACCAGCAGUGCUCUCGUACUGGUGGCUUCUCCCUGAGUCUCCGCGAUGGCUCCUGAGUAACAACCGGACCGAAGAAGCCAGAAUCAACAUUCAGGAGGCUGCCAAGGUCAACAAGGUCACCAUUCCAGAUGAUGUCUACGAUAAACUGACAAAACCGAAGGACAAGGAACCUGGGGAAAAAUCCAAGAAGUACAGUUUGAUCGACCUGUUCCGGGGUCCUCGUCUGAGGAUGAGUACAAUAACGAUGUCUUCAGUCUGGUUUGCCACAGUGGCUGUGUACUACGCCUUAGCCAUCGGUUCUGCCGACCUGGCUGGUGACCCUUACCUGAACUUCGUCUUGGGAGGACUGCUGGAGAUCGGGCUGUCCCUUUUGGGUUUGGUUGCCAUGGAGAAGUGGGGGAGGAGGCCUGUGAUUGGUGGAUAUCUGUUCCUGUCAGGAGCCGCCUGUCUGGCAGUGGCAGCAACACCAACAGAGCUGCAGGAAGUCAUCCGGUAUCUUUCCUUGCUUGGUCGGUGUGCCAUUGGAGUCGUCUUCACCACCCUGGCCGUGUACACCCCGGAGGUUUUCCCCACCGUGGUCAGGUAG
Messenger RNA from Branchiostoma belcheri (Belcher's lancelet), 1365 nucleotides. RefSeq names its product organic cation transporter protein-like. Gene Ontology annotation, molecular function: transmembrane transporter activity. Gene Ontology annotation, cellular component: membrane. The record is from RefSeq and is a predicted model, not a curated record. Gene Ontology annotation, biological process: transmembrane transport. NCBI's taxonomy places the organism in Eukaryota, Metazoa, Chordata, Leptocardii, Amphioxiformes, Branchiostomatidae. The transcript has 7 exons. Bases 1 to 1365 code for a protein of 454 amino acids.